Messenger RNA from Zingiber officinale, 3435 nucleotides. Its product is annotated as putative pentatricopeptide repeat-containing protein At4g17915. The record is from RefSeq and is a predicted model, not a curated record. Gene Ontology annotation, molecular function: protein binding. The coding region runs from base 318 to 1694 and encodes 458 amino acids. The transcript is spliced from 3 exons. NCBI's taxonomy places the organism in Eukaryota, Viridiplantae, Streptophyta, Magnoliopsida, Zingiberales, Zingiberaceae.
UUCUUCCUCGUCUUUCCACUUCGGCGGCCGCCCAACCUCCCGCUGCGGAAGUACUGCGGCGGAUUCCUCCGACGUCGCCGGCCGUUCUCGCAUCAAACUCUACGUCACUGAUUUGUUCGAUCUGUUUCGGUAGCGAUUCUAUAUCUGAACGUGAGCUCUCUAUGUAAUUUACGCCGAUCUGUCUGAUAUUUUGCGCCACUGGCCUACUCUUCAAAAUUCGAUCUUGCUUAAAUUUCACUUAAUUUUUACGGUAUUUUUGUGGAUCUUUGUUGAUCGGUGUGGCACUUCGAUUCCGCUUCGACUGCCCUUAUGAGGUAAUGAUCCGCGGACUUUCGACAUGCUUGUUGAACGUCUGCGUUGCUUCCCUUUGUAAAGCUCGGAACUUGGAAAAGGCUGAGGCUGUCAUCAUUGAUGGUAUUAGACUAGGUUGCCUCCCUGAUGUUGUCACGUAUAACACUCUGAUCGACACGUAUUGCUGGCUGGAAGGCAUUGAUGAAGCGUAUUCGAUACUUUAUAGGAUGAAAGAAGCAGGAAUCAAACCUGAUGUCAUAACUUAUAAUUCUUUGAUCGCUGGAGCUAGUCGCCAUGGCUCGCCAUCACGAUCCCUGCAGUUGUUUGAAGAAAUGCUGCAGGUUGGACUUGUGCCGGAUGUGUGGAGUUACAACACCUUAAUGCAUUGCUUGUUCAAAUUCGGACAUACAGAGGGUGCCUUUAAGAUUUAUGUAGAAAUGAGAUCAAAAAGUAUCCCUCCCUCAUCAACCACAUACAAUACCUUGAUUAAUGGUCUGUGCAAGUCUGGGAAAGCCGUGAGUGGUCUCAGGCUCUUUAGGUACUUGAAAAGGCAUGGUUUUACUCCAGAAGUGAUUACAUACAAUACAAUUAUUGAUGGCCUAUGCAAAUCUGGUAGGUUAGCUGAAGCGAGGAAGAUUCUUAAGGAGUUGGGUGAAUCAGAUUAUGAUCCAAAUGUGAUUACUUACACAACAGUCAUGAAAUGCUGCUUUAGACAUGGAAAAUUUGAACAGGGAUUUCAGAUAUUUGAUGGGAUGAUAGAGAAAGGCUAUACAACAGAUGUAUUUGCAUAUUGUGCAGCAAUAAGUGCAUUGGUCAAAAGGGGUAAUCUUGAAGAUGCUAGUUUAUGUGUAGAGAAGAUGCUAAGAAAUGGAAUCAACCCAGACACAGCAUGUUAUAAUACUAUAGUUUAUUUGCAGUGCAAAGAAGGUAACCUAGAUUAUGCAUUUCAGUUGGUCAAUGAGAUGGAAGAAGCUGGAAUUGCAAGUGAUCAUUAUACAUACUCUAUAUUGAUAGAUAGUUUGUGCAAGCUAAGGCAUUUCGAUGCUGCUAAAGAACAGCUAGACAACAUGAAGAUGAGAGGAUUCAACUCAAAUUUAGUGGCUUAUAAUUGCCUGAUUGAUGGGCUAUGUAAGCAUGGAGAAGUUGAUUUAGCACUCACAGUAUUUGAAAAUAUGGAACAUAAGGAUGAUUUCACAUAUACAUCAAUUGUGCACGGACUAACCAGGAAUAGAAGAUUUCAUAAAGCAUCGAAACUGUUGCGGAAUUGCUUAAAGGAGGGUAAUAGUGUGCUCAGUUCUAUUCACCGAGCUGUGAUAGCUGGUCUUCGCAUUGCAGGAUUUAAAAAGGAUGCAAGGAAAUUAAGAGAAUCUUUACGGAUGGCUCGGCUUUCACAGUAUAAUUGAAGUACAACAUAUGAACUCUUGAAGAUUAAUUUUCUGGAGUAGAGAUAAUAUUAUGGCCUGGAUAUGAUGUGCUACCAUGGAAAAAGCAUGCAUAAUAUGAGCUGCUUGUGUACAUUGCAGAUAUCUUCCAAGCUUGAUUUUACUCCUUUGAACAUGUAGGUCAUGAUCCUCUGGAUUAUCUUUCACGGUUUCAUCUACUCAGUACAGUGGCGAGUUUCUAUCAGAGGAUAGACUAUGUGGUGCACUGGCAAUUACCUAUUGCAGCACAGAGCUAUACCACAUACAAUCACCUAUUGCAGCACAGCCUCUUCUGAAUUCUAGAGUUUUGGUUGAGAAGGAUCUUGUGGUUGCAAGAUGGAUUCCAGUAGCCACUUUAUCUCUCCAUGCCAUUGCACACUAUAAAUUGUGUGUGUGAUGUUACAAGUAGAAGAUAAAUAACAUUAACAUUUUUGUAAGAAUAUCCUUCAUGUGAAAUUUUUCUACUCACAAUAUGCUUAUCAACCCAGAAAUUCUGAGGUUCUUUGAUUGUAUUCUGGAAUAAACUGGUGCUUUAACCCCAUUACCUGUUGGCUGUUGCAAUUUAUCAUCUAUACUAUUGCAUAAUAGAAGGUGGCAAAAUAAACAGUUCAAGGUUUGAAUCAUGGUACGUCCUACAAGUCAUCUGAUAUUUUAAGGGAAAUCACAUUGCAUGAAUGCAAAUUAGUGCAUUCUGAUAAUUUCUGUUAACCAGUAUGUGACCUUUGUCAACAAAAAUUUUCUUCAUUUGUUGAUUGAUAUUAAAGGUGGAGGUUCGAGGUUUAUAGAACAAGCACACACACAUUGCAAUACUCCAACUCACUAGUCUGAUCUUCUGCCCUUGCAUUCUCAAGCCUUACCCAAGCUUAACCUUUGCUUCUUCUCUAUGGUACCUACAAAUAUUAUCAUCAGUCCAUCAAAUUAAGUAACAAUUUUCCUAUAUGAACCUGCUUUGAGUCUUAGUUCUUUCCUCAUCUUUGAAAGCUUCUGAUUCAGCAAACCUUUUUCUUCCACAACUCACUUCAUAGUGUUCAAAACACCUGGACAUGCACUCUUCCUCUGAACUCCAUUGUGGUAUGCUUAGAUCAAAAUGACUGCUGAAAUCAAGCUUGGGAAGUUGGCAGUUUUGGACCUUUGAAUUGCCUCGCAGGGGAACUUGGUUCUAUAAUGUUCUGACAUUUUGGUUUGCUGGAGCUAUUACCAUGAAUCAUGAGAUUGAUGGCAAUGGCUGCUGAUCAACCAUCUCUCUGCCUCAUCCCACUUGGAAGGGAUACUAUUUAUUCCUCCGGCAAAGCUGAAGCUUGAUUUGCCAGGAGCAGGAGGAUCCAACUUCUUCUGAUCACCAGAAGUAGACACUUCUACUCUCCUAUCUUUCCUUUUCCUAAAAUCUUCUCUUUCAUAUUUGUCACUUCAUGAGUAAAGAGAUAAAGGUGGGCAAUAUCUCAAUAUAUAUUACGCAGAUGAUGGAAUAGCAAGUGAAGAUGUCUUGUCUUAAUGUUGUCUCUUUUUUUUUCAUUUGAUUUGACGACUUGAAGCAUUGUAAGGCUACUUCUAUCCACACUGCUUGCCAGCAAGGGAAGCUGAAAAGUUCGUAACUCUCUGAGUAAGAGUAAGAUUAGUUCCUCGAAUUUCUUUGAUUCAUCUCGUGUAUUACGGUGAGAGCAGAUUACUCUUUCAGUGCUACGAUCAUAGCUUAUGCUCUUAGGCCACUUUUCUACAUGACACC